AAAUAAUAUUAGCAGUCUGUAUUAAACCAGCGUGUACGUAGGUCCCGUGAUAAAUUAAGCAGAGAGAUAUUACAUUACAACUUGAAAGCAUAAUAUUAUUUUUGAGUUGAGAGAGAGAGAUUUUCCAGAGAGAUGAAGACUAUUGGAGUUAUGGAGGUGACGCUGUUGAAUGCUCGAGGUCUCAAAUGCACCGAGCUCUUUAGUGGGGGAAUUGAUCCCUAUGUUGUAUUACAAUACAGAACUCAGGAACGGAAGAGCAGUGUAGCCAGAGGGCAGGGAACUAAGCCAGUGUGGGACGAGAAGUUCAAUUUUAGGGUGGAGUAUCCGGGAGCAAAUGACCAAUACAAGCUCAUCCUUAAUGUGAUGGACAAGGAUACCUUCUCUGCUGAUGAUCAUCUCGGCCAGGCCACGAUAUACUUGAAAGACCUUUUGGCAUUAGGUGUAGAGAAUGGAAGUGCUCAACUACAUCCUCAAAAGUAUAGUGUUGUUGACAGCAACCAAAAUUAUAGCGGAGAGAUUCAAGUAGGAAUCACCUUCACUCCAAAGGUACAAGAGGGAGCUGGUGGAGAAGAAUAUGGAGGCUGGAGGCAAAGUGAGAUCUGAGUUCUUUACCAGCAAUUUAAAUUGAUGGAUUUAAGUGUGUAAAAUGUGUUGUUCAAUUGUAGAAAAAUUCUUUUGUUGUAAAUUCAACUUGUAUGGGGUAAUUGACUGAUUUGUUAGGAAAUUCAAGAAAACUAGACUUUAUUCCAAUAUAGAUUCUUUUUCUUAAA
Daucus carota subsp. sativus is the source of this 770-nucleotide messenger RNA. Its product is annotated as 16 kDa phloem protein 1. Lineage: Eukaryota; Viridiplantae; Streptophyta; Magnoliopsida; Apiales; Apiaceae. The transcript is spliced from 5 exons. The coding region runs from base 133 to 603 and encodes 156 amino acids. The record is from RefSeq and is a predicted model, not a curated record.